Cryphonectria parasitica EP155 is the source of this 4128-nucleotide messenger RNA. RefSeq lists its product as uncharacterized. The annotation marks the transcript as partial. The transcript has 7 exons. Gene Ontology annotation, molecular function: ATP binding; protein serine/threonine kinase activity. Gene Ontology annotation, biological process: protein phosphorylation. The record is from RefSeq and is a predicted model, not a curated record. Gene Ontology annotation, cellular component: cytoplasm. NCBI's taxonomy places the organism in Eukaryota, Fungi, Ascomycota, Sordariomycetes, Diaporthales, Cryphonectriaceae.
GGCAGCUCCAACAUGGAGCGGGCUUACCAUCCCGGAGGCAGGACGCCCGUGUCCAGGACACCGCGGAGGGAAAUGGGCAGUGCCACGGCUGUCGUCGCGACCGGCGGUGGUCAUGCCCGGGAGAGGGCAUUACAGGAUCCUGGCCUGAAGGAUUAUAGACUCGGCGAUUGCAUCGGCAAGGGAGCCUUUGGUUCUGUGUACAAGGCCUUCAACUGGGGCACUGGCGAGGCGGUUGCUGUCAAGCAGAUCAAGCUGGACAAUCUUCCUAAGAGCGAGCUGCGCAUGAUCGAGGCCGAGAUCGACCUCCUCAAGAACCUGCACCAUGACAACAUUGUCAAAUAUAUAGGCUUUGUCAAGUCCCAGGACUGCCUGAACAUAAUACUCGAAUACUGCGAGAAUGGCUCCCUGCACUCGAUAUGCAAGGCCUACGGCAAAUUCCCCGAGAACCUCGUCGGCGUCUACAUGACGCAAGUCCUCCAGGGUCUACAGUACCUCCACGAUCAGGGUGUGAUACACAGAGACAUCAAGGGCGCGAACAUCUUGACUACCAAGGACGGCACCGUCAAGCUGGCAGACUUCGGCGUCUCGACCAGCACCCUCGCCGGCCCAGACAAAGAGGCGCAGGUGGUAGGCACGCCGUACUGGAUGGCACCAGAGAUCAUACAGCUCUCUGGAGCAACUUCUGCAUCGGAUAUUUGGAGUGUAGGCUGCACCGUGAUCGAGCUGCUCCAGGGACGACCACCAUACCACAAUUUGGCUGCCAUGCCGGCCCUGUUCGCGAUCGUCAACGAUGACCACCCUCCCCUGCCCGAAGGAGUCUCAGCUGCUGCCCGAGACUUCUUGAUGCAGUGUUUCCAGAAGGACCCGAAUCUUCGGGUGUCUGCCAGGAAACUUCUUAAACACCCGUGGAUUGUCGGGUGUCGCAGGAGUGACGCCCCCGUGUCCAAGAAGCCGGCAGACUUCAACCAGGCAGUCGAAGAGGUCAAGCAGUGGAACAAGGCUCUGAAGUCUUCAGAGACCUCCUUGAGGGCUUCUUCAGGUUCUGAUGGCAGCGGUCAGGCCGCCAACGGGCACCCCAUGUCCAGGUUUGGCCCCGCGGGAGCAGAACCGCAGCGUCCCAGCUUUGUCAACCCUGCGUCGAAGCGGCCGCUCAGCAUCACCACUGUCACAAAGUCCAAGCCUAGUGCCGAGAUCUUCAGGUCCCCGGAGGUUGCUGACGAUGACAAUUGGGAUAACGACUUCGCGACCGCAAUAUCUCCGAGUGCGCUCCACCUGCCCCACCUGAAACCCCAGGAUAACUUCGGGGGCAAGCUCUCUGCCGAUAGGCUGAAGCAGUUCGCCUCCAUCGACGAGACCACGGCAAGGGACAACUGGGAUGAACACUUUGAGGGUGAUCUGCAGACACAGACGAUACGCCCGAUACCCAGGAGAUCCAGCAGGUCCACCGAGUCGUCCAAAUCGCAGCAUGGCCACAAGAAGAGCAGGAGCAAGCAAACCUCGUCGUCCAACGUGCCGCUUUUACACAAGUCUCCCAGCAAGUCUUCGCUCAUGGGGAACAAGUUCGAGCUACCACAGCGACCAGAGGCCAUGUACCGCGAGCAGUCUACUGAGGACUUCUCAGAUCUCUUUCCUGAGAGUGAUAGCUUGUUCUCCCGGAAGAUGAGCCGUGGCAGGAAGGACUCGUCUCAGCUCAUGCCGCCGCCCGAUCUCAAACUCGAGCCUGCGAGCAACCAGCUGCUCUCGCCUGGAAGUAAUGACAUCUUUCAACGGCAGCGGGCCACAUCCCGCCCCUCACAUCUUGGUGAUCAGCCGCCCAUGAGGAGAACAAAGUCGCAAAUCGAGAUUCAGAAGUUUGCAGAGGGCGAGGAUGACGAAGACUUCUCCGACAUCUUUGGUCCCAACGAUACAUUGACAGAGAAGGAAGAAAGCGACCGGAGCUCUGAGGACGGCGGCAUCAUGCUGCUGUCCAAGCUCUCGAACAACUCGUGGCUAGGUGACGACGAGGAAGAAGAUGAUCCGUUCGCCAUGAUGGAUCCCGAGUACAACGAGUUGGACCUCGAGGCGAACAUAGCCAGGGACCGCCACGCCAGGCUGGCUGAGAGGGUCGAAGAGCAGGUCCAGCUGCUCAAGACUGGGUCCCAGAUCCAAGGAGAGGAGCGUGUCGCUGAUGUGGCCGAGGAGCUUCUUCAUCUACUGCAUGAGCAUGAGGAUGUCAAGGGCCUGAUCAUCACCGCCCACGGCCUGCUGCCUAUACUGGAGCUGCUCACCCUGCCGCCAGAUACGAUCAGCACCGCCAAAAGCCGCCAGGAUAUGAUCUUGUUGCUCCUGAGAGUCGUCAACAAGAUCAUCUUCCGUGACAGGGAGCUGCAGGAAAAUCUAUGCUUCGUUGGCGGCAUCCCCGUCAUUACUCAGUUUGCUGCUCGGCAGUUUUCGAAUGAGAUUCGCCUUGAAGCUGCAGCCUUCGCCCAGCAGAUGUACGAGACCUCGACCCUCACCCUGCAGAUGUUUGUCAGCUGCGGUGGAAUCUCCGUGCUUGCUGGCUUCCUGGACGAGGACUAUGAUUCGUCGCGAGACCUGGUACUCAUCGGCGUCAACGGCAUCUGGAGGGUGUUCGAACUCCAAGGACCCACGCCGAGGAACGACUUCUGCCGGCUGUUCUCCAAGGCGAAGGUGCUUGAUCCACUAGCUGAGAUCCUCCAUAGGGUGCUAGAUCGGGACGACAGGGACGAGCUCUCCGAGUUUAUCGAAGGGCGCAUUGUGAACCUCUUCCUCAUGUUUUCGCAGGCUGAUUCCGAAGUCAAAGAGCUCAUUGCUGAUCGCGCCGUCAUCAAGACUGUGUUGAGGGAUCUUCAGACCAUGACGCCUAUACAUCAGAUCACCAUGCUCAAGUUCAUCAAGAACCUCUCGAGUCUGCAGACCACCGUUGAGGUACUUCAUGCGGCUGACGCUAUCGAAUACCUAAUUGCCUUGCUCGAGAAGAGUCUCAAGAAGAACCAGCACCACUUCAGGGAGAUUUCGAAUCAGGUGUUGAACACCAUGUUCAACCUGUGCCGACUGAGCAAGGAACGACAGGAGUCGGCAGCAACACUAGGAGCUGUGCCACUGCUCCUGAAGAUCAUGAGGACCGAUCGGCCUCCCAAAGAGUUUGCCCUCCCCAUUCUCUGCGACAUGGCGCAUUCUGGGAGCAAAGGUCGCCGUUCCCUGUGGCAGAACAAGGGACUGGACUUUUACGUGUCGCUGCUCGCGGAUCAAUACUGGCAGACGACCGCUCUAGAUGCCAUCCUCGUCUGGCUGCAAGAGGAGACAGCCAAGGUCGAGGGCCACCUCCUCAGUGGAAACUUUACCUCUGCUAUUCUGUCAUGCUUCAGCGUCGCCAAGGGCAAUGCCUUUGCUUCCUUCGAUCCGACCCUCCUCGAACCCCUGCUCAAGCUCCUCCGGCUGAGCCCAGCCCUCUCAUCGUCGCUGGCCAAGCCCGAGAUUUAUAUGGGGAUUGCGGCCAAGCUGGCCCACAAGAAGCCCGACGUACGGUUGAACUUGCUGCGUCUUGUGCGGACGAUCCUGGAUAUGUGUGAGCCUGAGAUGGGCAUCAGCACUGUCAAAGGCGGUGCUCAGCUGCAAGCUCUGUUUGAGUCCAUCCAGAUGCUCGAGAAGGACCCCGCCGUCCUGGUGAGGAACCUUGCACUCGAGAUCAUCAAGACACACAUCGAGGGUGAUUGCUUCGAGGUCAAGUCCGUCGGCAGCGGGUCCAACAGAGGCCACGAGUCGAGCCGCUCUGGUUCUGGCAACUCCCGGCGGCCCAUUAGGUACAUCACGCCGCCCAGUCGGACCUUUGCACCUCCUGGGCAGGGCAACAACCCCUUGACGCCCACACACCCACAGAUCCGUCACACCGAGUCCGAGUCCGCCGUACAUCAGCUUGCCCACACCCCGAGACGGACGCAGGUCAUUCAACAAGACGCCAUGUACCAGCGUCCGCGGAGCAGAGACGGCGGGCUUAUGUCACCGGGCAUCUCCUCCCCCAGACGCGCAAGCGGUGAAACAGGGACACCGGUCCGAAGCAGGUUGCCUAGAGGAUCAAUCUCGUAUAUUCGGCCGAGCCCUUCCCUCAGCAGCAGCCACCCGCCUCCG